AUGUCAACUAAACCAACUAAGCCACAGCUCACCAGUAAGUGCUCCACUAUCGAGCAGAGCUCACCAGUAAGUGCUCCAGAGCUCACCAGUAAAUGCUCCACUAUCAAGCAGAGCUCACCAGUAAGUGCUCCAGAGCGAGCCAGUAAAUGCUCCAUUAUCGAGCAGAGCUCACCAGUAAGUGCUCCAGAGCGAGCCAGUAAAUGCUCCAUUAUCGAGCAGAGCUCACCAGUAAGUGCUCCAGAGCGAGCCAGUAAAUGCUCCAUUAUCGAGCAGAGCUCACCAGUAAGUGCUCCAGAGCGAGCCAGUAAAUGCUCCAUUAUCGAGCAGAGCUCACCAGUAAGUGCUCCAGAGCGAGCCAGUAAAUGCUCCAUUAUCGAGCCAGUAGGUGCUCCACCUCGCUCUGCGCGCUAG
This is a messenger RNA of Lodderomyces oxycetoniae, 411 nucleotides long. RefSeq lists its product as uncharacterized. The record is from RefSeq and is a predicted model, not a curated record. The transcript has 2 exons. The coding region runs from base 1 to 411 and encodes 136 amino acids. Lineage: Eukaryota; Fungi; Ascomycota; Pichiomycetes; Serinales; Debaryomycetaceae.